GACAGACAGACACUCAUUAAUUAUUAUCACUCUUCGGUUUAACCCCCUCCACACCCCCUGGCUCUAGUCCUGUUCACCCUUCUCAUUUUCUCGGCUGCAAUUUUGUUCCUCUCCUUCUUUUUAUCCUUCGAAUCUAAUCCCCUACACCCCUUGCGAUCCGCUCUCAACUAAUUGCUCGUGCUCUAUCAUGUCCGAGUCGCCGACCCCCCCACCGUCAUGGAGUAUCACCAGUAUGGCCAACAAUGCUGUCCAGUUUCUACGUCUCCCAGUGUUGGCUUCUUCUGGUCUCGCCGUGGUUGCCAGUGGUCUGUUGUAUUUUAAGCAGAACGAGCUGAUCUACCCCCGAAAUAUCCCCGCGGAUGCACGCACCAACGUCCCUAAACCCCGUCAAUUUGGGAUUACCGACUACGAAGAACUUCAGAUUCCCACCCCAGACGGUGAAUCGUUGCAUGGCUUUUAUCUCCGGCCCUCCACCAAGCGAUUGGACCAGGAUGUAACCGUGUUGAUGUUCCACGGCAACGCAGGCAACAUCGGCCACCGGAUCCCCAUUGCCAAAGUUUUACAAGAUCACCUAGGCUGCCAUGUCCUGAUGCUCGAAUAUCGCGGCUACGGACUCUCUACCGGUGUCCCCGAUGAGACGGGACUCAAAGUCGACGCCCAGACGGCUCUGGACUAUAUCCGACAAAGGGCGGAGACAGCGAAGUCUAAGAUUGUCGUUUACGGGCAGAGUCUGGGAGGCGCCGUUGCGAUUAACCUGGUCGCGACGAACGAAGACAGGGGAGAUAUCGCUGGAUUGAUCCUUGAGAAUACAUUUUUGAGCAUUCGCAAGUUGAUUCCAAGUGUCUUCCCUCCGGCUCGAUAUCUCGCUCGGUUCUGCCACCAAACAUGGACGAGUGAGGAUGUUCUCCCCAAGAUUACCAAAGUCCCUAUUCUCUUUCUGAGCGGACUGAAGGACGAAAUCGUACCUCCGUCGCAUAUGAUGCAGCUGUUCACUAUCUGCAAUUCCAGCCGUAAAGCAUGGCGCACGCUUCCCAACGGUGCACAUAACGACAGUGUCGCGGAGCCCGGCUACUUCGAACACAUCCAUUCCUUCGUCAUGGAAGAAGUCCUGAAGGGCAACGACCGAUGAAGCCUAAUUCUUACAUCCCACCUUCUGUCCUCAUUCGUCACUAUCUUGAUCAUCAUGUCAGAACGCAGCAAAGCUUAGAUCCAAGAUACUAUUCUCUCGACUAGCGAUCCAUAUAUCCCUCCCUCUCAAGCAUCAUAUUACGUCCAUAAUAUUACUCUUUCCCCCGCCUUUCUGUUUAUUAUGUUUGGUUUGGUUUCCUUCCCUGUGUACUUAUUACAGCACCU
Aspergillus ochraceoroseus IBT 24754 is the source of this 1353-nucleotide messenger RNA. RefSeq names its product alpha/beta hydrolase. The transcript is spliced from 4 exons. The record is from RefSeq and is a predicted model, not a curated record. The coding region runs from base 188 to 1129 and encodes 313 amino acids. Gene Ontology annotation, cellular component: membrane. Gene Ontology annotation, molecular function: palmitoyl-(protein) hydrolase activity. NCBI's taxonomy places the organism in Eukaryota, Fungi, Ascomycota, Eurotiomycetes, Eurotiales, Aspergillaceae.